AUGCGGGACCCAGCGAAAGGGCAUCAUGAGGGCCAGGAUACGUUAUUUAUUCGAGGAACCCAAUGGUUCUUCGCGUGGGUGGGAGACUCGAUUUGCAACCGGCCAUGGACCUAUAUUUUGGUGAGCUCACUAAUAGCACUCGGCCUCUCCCUGGUCAUCCCGUUCCGGGAAAUGGAAAACAACAUUUCGGAUUUUACGCCUUAUGGAGCGAGGAGCCGGCAGGAGUUGAAGGUCUACGAAAGCUUCUUCUCUGAUCGCGGGGAGCCAAAGGUUGUUUACGCCUUCAUCCGGCCGAAGAAUGGGGAUAAUCUGCUUAGCGUGGCUGCCCUCAACGAGACUGUACAGGUGCUGGACAAAAUCAACGCCGAGAUCCGACUCGAUACCCCCAACGGCCCGAAGGCGUUCCAGGACUUUUGCCGUGGUUUUUGCCUCGUCAACGAGCCCGUCAGGAAUUUUGCGAAAGGGCUGUUCUUAAAUAAUGGUUCAACCGGCGGAUCCCCGCACGUCGACCUCGGCUACCCGGUCACUACCGUACUCGGCCGGAAGCUCUACAUGGAUCCGAACUUCUUUGGGGUUAAGAUCGCGGUUCCUGGAGAAAAGAAGAAUUCAGAGCAGCUGAUGUCAGUCGCCGAGGCUGUGCAGGUGAUCAAUGAAGAGGACCAACUGCCCAACAACCUCCGCCAGCUCAGCCUGAUCGUCCUCCAUUUUCGAGCGGAGAUUGGGAAGGAGAUCGACCCAGAAGCCCUGAAGCGCUACGAAAGGGCGAUCGUCGAGUAUUCGCAUAGCACCGAAUACUCUGCAAUCAGCGUAAAAGUGCUGACCGACAACUUCAUCACCUCCGAGAUCGUCAGGGCCGGCCUCAGCUUGCUGCCGUUUUUGGGCGUCGGCUUCACCAUCAUGGUCAUCUUCACCUCCAUCACAUUCUUCUUUUCGGCCAGGGCCCUAAAUCAGUGGCACAUUUACAAGAUCCCACUGGCCGUGAUCGCGUGCGUGAUGCCAUUCAUGGCGUGCGGCUCGACGAUGGGCGCCAUGUUUUUGCUUGGCUUUCGGUUCGGCUCGAUCUUGUGCGUGACCCCGUUCCUCGUCCUGGCCAUCAGCGUUGAUGACGCGUUUCUGAUGGUCAACUCCUGGCAGCGGAUUUGUCAUAAGCGGAGGAAGCUAAAUCCGGACUCGGAGGACCCGGAAGCGGAUUUGAGGGCAAGGCUGAAGGAGAUGCUGAUCGAGACGGCCCCCUCGGUGACGAUCACCUCCCUGACGAACAUGCUGGCAUUCGGAAUUGGCGCCUUCACGCCGACCCCUGAAAUUCAGCUAUUCUCCGUCGGGAAUGCGGUGGCGGUUACGGUGGACUGGGUUUUCCAGCUAACAAUCAUUACUGCCCUAAUGGUCAUCAUUGGCCGCUGGGAGAUCCGGGAUGAAAGGCGCAGGGCCAAGGAGAUCGAGCAGGACUUUGAGAAACGGAGACAAUACUCGGAGAACUCGUUGGACUCCUCGAAGUUCACUGGAACCAAGAAAAUGAUCCACAUCUACUGCAAAGUUCUGACCGACAAGUGCACCAUUGUGUCGUUGCUCGUCCUCCUCGCCGCGUAUUGGUACAUCUCCAUCACCGGGACGCUGAACAUCAAGGCCGAGCUGGACCCGCAGAAGCUUUUCUUGAAGUCAAGUGACAUGCAAGAGAUCUUUGACGGUCGACGCCAGUACAUCGCGCCAAAUUACGCGACCUGCUGGGUGUUGGUGAACAACCCGGGGAAUAUACGCAAUUUCGAAGAUCGACAACGCUUGAAUCGGCUCGUCGAGGAGUUCGAAGGUCUGCCCCCGGCUCUAGGCUCCUAUUCUACAAAAUUUUUCUUGCGAGACUACGAGGAGUUCCUCCAGCAAAGCGCCGAUCUGCCCGAGGAUAUGGAAGAGGAGUCGGGGCCAAUCCAACCGGCAGAAGACGAGCUCGGAAAAUUUUUGACGUGGCCCGAGUUCGCUUUCUGGAAUGGCUUCUUGCAGACAAAGAACACCAGCGAGGGGUUGACCGUCGAGCGCUUCUUCUUCAUCACAGCCUUCCACGGCCCCGAGUUGGUCGACUGGUCGGCGAGGGCGACCCUGUUGAACAUGUGGCGGGAGGUGGCGGAUCGGCAUCCUCACCUGAACAUCACCGUUUUCGAGGACGAUGCCCGAUUUUUGGACCUGAUCGAGACUUUGGUGCCAACGACUUGGCAGUCCGCCCUCCUCACCCUCGGCUGCAUGUUCUGCGUGACCAUGUUGUUCAUCUCCGAUCCGCCCACGCUUUUCGUGGCCACCUCGGCGAUUUUGUCGACGUGUGUCGGUGUCUUCGGUCUCGUCUCGUGGUGGGGAGCCGAUCUGGACCCGAUCCUGAUGUCGGCAACAGUGAUGUCGAUCGGCUUCUCAGUGGAUAUUCCGGCCCAUAUCAGCUAUCACUAUUUCCAGACUGGAAAGCAAGGGCUGACUGUGGCACAACGAUUGGAACACACAUUAUCUGCGGUUGGGCUGCCGAUUUUGCAGGCGUCCAUCUCGACAAUCCUCUGCGUGCUCAGCCUAUUUCUCGUCGAUUUGCACAUGUCACAGGUGUUCGCCAAGACGAUGCUGCUCGUCGUGCUGAUCGGGGCCCUUCACGGCCUGAUCGUGAUGCCCGCCCUGUUCAGCUUGACCUCGUGGGUCCCACGACGAAGCAAGAAAAUCGUGCCCGCCUCCUCGUCGUCGUCCCUCGAGAAUCAGCCCCAUAUUCUGACGAUUACCGCGCAU
Mesorhabditis spiculigera is the source of this 2748-nucleotide messenger RNA. The record is from the annotation of a GenBank genome assembly. Lineage: Eukaryota; Metazoa; Nematoda; Chromadorea; Rhabditida; Rhabditidae.